UGGGCAACUGUCAGUGCAGACAGACCGCUGGCGAGCCCGACAACCGCGCAUCCAGCUUCAUUCCUGGCAUGCUUUUUGUAUUUUAUCGGAAAAAUAGAGCAACUGUAAACAUUUAUUUGCGAGAAGUCUUGAGUCAGUCCACCUGGAGUUUGUUUUAAAUUGACGCAUAACUGCGAAGGCAAGAUUAAAAGUUAUAUUAGAGACGCCUUAUGUUUAGACGUGGUGGUGAUGGUGGAGCAGUGAGGAGAUCAAGACCAAGAGAUAAAGAAGAAGGUGGAAAAGCUUAAAAUAUAUUUAUAGGAAGCCUCUGAUAACUCUUGCUGAAGGCCAAACAAAUGUUGGCUCCGGAAGAGGAGCUCCUGAGCUCCUCUAAACCCACCAAAUACGGAGAGCUCAUCAUUCUUGGUUACAAUGGCUCACUACUGAAUGGAGAUAGGGGCAGAAGGAGGAGUCGGUUUGCUCUAUUUAAGAGACCCAAAGCCAAUGGAGUCAAACCCAGCACCGUUCACACCGGGUGCAGUCCGCAGACUGCAAAGGCCAUCAGUAACAAAGACCAGCACAGUGUAUCAUACACCUUAUCUAGGGCACAGACCGUAGUCGUGGAGUACACACAUGACAACACUACUGACAUGUUUCAGAUUGGUCGGUCCACUGAAAGCCCCAUAGAUUUUGUGGUGAUAGACACGGUACCUGGUUGUCAUGGUAAAAGCGACACGCUGUCGUCCCAGAGCACGAUUUCACGGUUCGCAUGUCGGAUCGUGUGUCAGAGAGCGCCGCCGUACGCAGCACGCAUCUACGCCGCCGGCUUCGACUCGUCCAAAAGCAUCUUUCUUGGGGAGAAAGCAGCGAAAUGGUGGUGCGCAGACAGCCAGAUGGACGGACUGACCACAAACGGUGUAUUAGUGAUGCGUCCACAACACGGCUUCACCUGCGAGUCCAAACCGGGCAGCUGGAGAGAGAUCUCGGUCUGUGGAAACGUCUUCGCGCUCAGAGAGACACGGUCUGCACAGAAACCAGGCCAAGUGGUUGAAAAUGAAUGUCAGGAGCUGGUCGACGGCUCUUUAAUCGAUCUGUGUGGUGCGACUCUUUUGUGGCGGUCAGCAGAAGGCCUCUCUCGGACACCCACCGUCAAACACCUUGAAGCGCUUCGUAGGGAACUGAACGCUGCGCGGCCCCAAUGUCCUGUAGGGUUACACACUCUGGCCUUCCCCAGUUUAGAUCGCUCCAUCAGGGGUUCACCCCACGAGGACCAGCCCUGGGCAUAUCUUCAUUGCGGACACGUGCACGGUUACCAUGCCUGGAAAGGGCGCCACCGGUUCAUGAAAGUGGGCUCGACCGAAGAGGAGGAGGAUGAGUCCGAGACAAAAGAAGCGAUGGAGACAGAACUAUUGAUGGAGGGGGAGAGAGAGUGUCCGCUGUGCCGUACGCGGGGUUUGUACGUUCCCUUAAAGUUAGGCCGCGAGUCGGGCUUCUACCUGGACGCUGCUCCUCCAACACACGCUUUUAAUCCGUGCGGUCACGUGUGUUCAGAACGAACGGCAGCGUUUUGGAGUAAACUGCCAAUACCGCACGGAGCUCAAGGUUUUUACCCAUCAUGCCCGUUUUGUAUGAAACCCCUUGCUCGGGACAGGAAGUACGUCAGACUUAUAUUUCAGGGACUUACAGAUUAAGUGUAUGUGUGUGUGUGUGUGUGUAAGUGACUUCACUGGACUAGCAGUGCUUCUACAUGCUGCUCCUCAAAAGCGCAAAACUACCAGCCUAAGUUACAUAUUUAGCCCACAUCACUGUUUUUCCCACAAGCAUGUUCUCUGCACUGCCGACUGCCUCGUGCUGCCUGAUUGGAUGACGCGAAACGUUCGCUGUACUUUUGGUAGUUUACUGUUAAAUGUGUCUGAGGUUGAGCUGAAAUAAAUACAAAUACAUGGUUACAAGAUGACACAAUCAUUUUUACUUCUUUACUUGAUCAGGAAUUUGAGCUUAUGCACGUCAAGUAGUGGUCGACCGAUAUGGAUUAUUUUGCCGAUACUGAUAUUUAGAAAGCAGUGUGGCCAAUAUAACACAAAUGUAAACACAAGAAAUGAAAUCCAAAUAGAAAAUUGGUUAAAAUAUAUGCAUGAUAUUUUAUCAGAACUUCGCGCAUCCCAGACAGCAGACAACUCUGGGCCGGAUCCGCACCGGAUUUGCACCGGAUCAGCACCAGAGCUGUUGACUUCGGCACAGAUCUGGAGCGGAUCCGACAUAGAGUCGUCUACUGUUUGGGAUUGUCACAGUUACGCGCCUGGCUCGAAUAUAACUUCUGGUCUGUGUUUGUUUAUUGUUCUGGCUAGCGACUAAACUCUGGAACAAAUACGUUGUCAAAAAUAAAAAUGUUUUUGUUUUGUAGACGAGGGGAGACAUUGAGCAUGAAUCACUGCUGUGUUAAGACAAGUUUGGCAGGCGGGUUAUAGUUUAAGGAUCUGUACAUCAAUUUUACACAGUAAUGUUAGCUCAUCGUAGCACCUGAUACUCUUUAGCAAUGAUUUGUAAUUUACUUGUUAUUUAUUUAGCUUAUAAUCAGAAAUAAUCUACUCGAGAAGGACUCAGGUUGUUAUUAUUUCCGGGAAUCUACCAGAAGUUAAGUUUGGGCCACGAAAGUCGUUUGUUUAUGUUGUUGCCACUGAAACCGUCUAAACUUCCCCAAUACUUAAAAAAUAUUUAAAAGACAAAUGAUACAUCACAUUACUGUGUUGAUCUGUGUAACACAACGUAACAUCACGGAAAAAAGUUAAUAGUGAUUGGUGGAAUGAUAUACCCCCAAUGCCGUGAAUAAAAAAAUAUCGGCAUAUAUAUCGGCAACUGUAAUAUAUCGGUCUAUCACUAACAUUAAUGCACUUGUUGUCUGAUUUAUUGUUUUGGUCUUAUUUUCUGUGCUUGAUAUUUCAAACUGCAACAGAUUAUCUCAAAAUACCAAACAUGUUUAUCAUUAUUGAGUUUAAUUUGAGAUUUUCACUCUACAAAAUAUUAUAUUAUUGUUACGUUAUAUUAUUAUUAUAUAUAUAUUAUAAUAUUAUGUGGGUUAAAUUGUAUUGUUGCAUUUUCUCAAAAAUGUUUUUGUAUCAUUCUUAAAGAAUAAAGUUUUUAUUUUAA
Paramisgurnus dabryanus is the source of this 3126-nucleotide messenger RNA. It is a transcript of the gene peli1a, whose product is annotated as pellino E3 ubiquitin protein ligase 1a. NCBI's taxonomy places the organism in Eukaryota, Metazoa, Chordata, Actinopteri, Cypriniformes, Cobitidae. Gene Ontology annotation, molecular function: ubiquitin protein ligase activity; protein binding. Gene Ontology annotation, biological process: regulation of Toll signaling pathway; protein K48-linked ubiquitination. The record is from RefSeq and is a predicted model, not a curated record.